AUGCCUUCCCACAAUGCCAGCCAUGAUUACUAUGCGGUCCUUGAAGUCCCACAAACGGCAGAUCUUAACAAGAUAAAGUCAAGUUACAGGACCAUAGCCAUGGUUACGCACCCUGAUAAGAACAGUAAUCCAGAUGCAACAGCCAAAUUUCAGCUGCUUCAUGAAGCUUAUUCAACCUUAAUCGAUCCCAUUCAACGCAAGUUGUACGAUGCUCAGUACCGCGCUAAAUUUGGCAGCGGGGCACCGCCUGCAACCAACUCCACAAGAAGGAGCGGUCCAAACGAACAGGGUUCGGGGCAUGAGAAACAACCAGGUGCAGAGCUCGAAACGCGGCUUCGGCAUCUUAACGCCCAGCGAACCAGGCUGGAGGACGACAUGCGCCGACGGAAGGCAGCGUUGAACAAACUGCAAUCCGAAAUAGCUUGUCUACAAGCAGAUAUAAAGACUAGGGAGCAAGCUGGAAAAGGGACAUGGUGGGGUUUCUUCACUUCAAUUCUUUUUGGAGGGGCCACCGAGACCGACGACAUAGAAAGGCAGCGAGACCUUGAACGACUUCAACGAAUAGCAGCACGGACUGUCAAAGAAAAUAUGUUGGAGCGCGAGAAGGCUGGUAUCCGAACAGUUGAAACUUCCCUUCAAAGUGCGAAAGAUACGAUUUUGUCGGUUGAGCAAGAUAUCCGGAAGCUGAGGCUCGAGGAGGAAGAAGCCAGGAGGAAGGCACAUCAAGAGCGUGUUUACCGAGAGGCCAGGUCUAGGAUGGCAGAAAUGAGAAAGAAGGUUGAGCAAGAAGAGCGAGCUCGACAAGCAAGGGAUGAAGAAAUUCGGAAUGAAAAAGAAGCCCGAGAACGUGAAGCAAGAGCUAGAAUGGAAAGAGAUGCAAAGAAAUGGGCUCGGAUGGCGAGUGGGGAUACGGAGCAUACGAAGGGACCAUGCGCCCAUCGAUCUUGGUGGGAUAAAAUUGACCAGGGCUCUGUUUGUAGCCACUGUUCAAUAGCCACGCGGCGUUUUGCGUUCAAAUGUCCGGAUUGUGGUAUCAUGGCAUGUGCAACCUGUCGCAGAACUUUAAAGGGGCCAAGAUCAUAUGCAUCGAGUAAAAGACACAAGAAACAUAAACACCAACAACAAAGAGCAGCCAAGCCGAACAAUUGA
Messenger RNA from Uncinocarpus reesii 1704, 1149 nucleotides. RefSeq lists its product as uncharacterized. NCBI's taxonomy places the organism in Eukaryota, Fungi, Ascomycota, Eurotiomycetes, Onygenales, Onygenaceae. Bases 1 to 1149 code for a protein of 382 amino acids. The transcript is spliced from 2 exons. Gene Ontology annotation, cellular component: cytoplasm. The record is from RefSeq and is a predicted model, not a curated record. Gene Ontology annotation, biological process: protein refolding.